AUGCAUGGAAAUCGGAAUGCGAUGUGCGUUCGGCUUAUAAUGAGCGUCGUUCACGAGAGGAGACUCUCGGAGCGCUGUUUAAAUAACAAUUCGUUGGCAGUGAGAAGCGGUGAGUCCGCAGCGUGGUCGCGGGACAGAAACUCGAUCGGGGUGUGCGGCGCACGCAAGGGGUGCGCGCGUCGACGCCCCACUUGCUGCUACCGAACGCAGGCGUGA
This is a messenger RNA of Leptosia nina, 216 nucleotides long. The record is from the annotation of a GenBank genome assembly. Lineage: Eukaryota; Metazoa; Arthropoda; Insecta; Lepidoptera; Pieridae.